UAGCUUCCUCAGAGGGCCUUCUGGACUAGGGUGCUGCAAAGUGCCCACUGUACACCCAGCCUCCCCAGCCCUACCCAAGGUGAUUGCUCAUCAUGGCACAGGCCUCAGGGAUGGACCCGCUUGUGGACAUCGAGGAUGAAAGACCCAAGUGGGACAACAAACUCCAGUACCUCCUGAGCUGCAUCGGUUUUGCUGUGGGGUUGGGGAACAUAUGGAGGUUCCCCUACUUGUGCCAGACCCACGGAGGAGGGGCCUUCCUCAUCCCCUACUUCAUUGCACUGGUCUUUGAGGGGAUCCCGCUUUUCUACAUCGAGCUUGCCAUUGGCCAGCGCCUACGGAGGGGAAGCAUUGGGGUGUGGAAGACCAUCUCCCCUUACCUCGGUGGUGUAGGCCUGGGCUGCUUCUCAGUGUCCUUCCUGGUCAGUCUGUACUACAACACCGUUCUCCUGUGGGUCCUAUGGUUCUUCCUCAACUCCUUCCAACACCCGCUGCCCUGGAGCACAUGUCCGCUGGAUCUCAACAGAACAGGAUUCGUGCAGGAAUGCCAGAGCAGUGGCACCGUGAGCUAUUUCUGGUACCGUCAGACUCUGAAUAUCACAUCCGACAUCAGCAACACAGGCACUAUCCAAUGGAAGCUGUUCCUCUGCCUGGUGGCCUGCUGGUCAACUGUGUACCUGUGUGUCAUCAGAGGCAUUGAGAGCACGGGGAAGGUGAUCUACUUUACAGCCCUAUUCCCUUACCUGGUACUAACCAUCUUCCUCAUCAGAGGUCUGACCUUGCCUGGAGCAACAGAGGGCCUGACCUACCUGUUUACUCCCAAUAUGAAGACUCUUCAGAAUCCACGGGUAUGGUUGGAUGCAGCCACCCAGAUUUUCUUCUCCCUGUCCCUGGCCUUUGGAGGGCAUAUUGCUUUUGCAAGCUACAACCCACCCAGGAACAAUUGUGAGAAGGACGCCGUGAUUAUUGCCCUGGUCAACAGCAUGACUUCCCUGUAUGCAUCCAUCACCAUCUUCUCCAUCAUGGGGUUCAAGGCAUCCAAUGACUAUGGGAGGUGCCUGGACAGAAAUAUCUUGAGCCUCAUCAAUGAGUUCGACCUUCCAGAGCUUAGCAUCUCCAGGGAUGAGUACCCAUCUGUCCUCAUGUACCUGAAUGCCACUCAGGCUGAGAGGGUGGCCCGACUUCCCCUGAAGACCUGCCAUCUGGAAGAUUUUCUGGAUAAGAGUGCCUCGGGCCCAGGCCUGGCCUUCAUCGUUUUCACAGAAGCUGUCCUGCACAUGCCAGGUGCUUCUGUGUGGUCUGUGCUCUUCUUUGGGAUGCUGUUUACCCUGGGUCUGUCCUCCAUGUUUGGGAACAUGGAGGGUGUCAUUACACCACUAUUGGACCUGGGGAUCUUACCCAAAGGCAUACCCAAGGAGGCCAUGACUGGGGUGACCUGCCUUGCCUGUUUCCUCUCAGCCAUUUGCUUCACACUGCAGUCUGGAAGCUACUGGCUGGAGAUCUUUGACAGUUUUGCAGCUUCUCUGAAUUUGAUCAUCUUCGCCUUCAUGGAAGUGGUGGGAGUCAUUCACGUUUAUGGGAUGAAACGGUUCUGUGAUGACAUUGAAUGGAUGACCGGGCGGCGGCCUGGCCUCUACUGGCAGGUGACAUGGAGGGUGGUGAGCCCUAUGCUGCUGUUCGGAAUCUUCCUAUCCUACAUUGUCAUUCUGGUCCAGACACCACCCAGCUACAAGGCCUGGAACCCCCAAUAUGAACAUUUUCCCUCAAGAGAGGAGAAGUUCUAUCCAGGCUGGGUGCAGGUCACCUGUGUGCUCCUGUCCUUCCUGCCCUCACUGUGGGUCCCUGGAGUUGCUCUGGCUCAGCUACUGUCCCAGUACAAACAGAGAUGGAAGGCUACGCGUCUGAAGCUACAGGAGAGCAGAGGCUGCUGAGGCGAAGACCUAGGGUAGAUCAGGGUUGGGAGGAAGGAAGACCUGUGCCCACUCAGAUGCAGCCUCAUUACACUCUGUCCGCUACUGAGACCACGUGGUUAUUGCUUUCCCAGCUUUCUGUAUGCUGGAAGACUCAGAUUCAGGGUAGCUGCGUGUUGCCCAGUGGGAGUCCAUGUGAUGCCAUUCCUCCAAAGCUAGGUCUGGCAGGAUGCAGUCUGUGUGGACAUGGCUUUCCCCUAGAAUCCAUGCCGAGCUGGGUAGCCCUCAGUUACUUUGUUGGUAUAGUGGCAAGACCGUGGAAUCCCUUUUCUCGGAGUGGCCUCCACAUUACUAAUUUUAGAAAUCCAGACCUAAUUCUGGUCUUCAAGGGAAAGCUGAGCUCAGGGGUGUGGGGAACCUGACAGGCAGGAGACUUCUUCCUCCUCCCAUAUCAUCCUGGUGUUACCACAUCUAUAGAGAGAGAUCCACAGGUGCAGAUACCAGACUAUUAGAGGACUGAGUACCCAUGUCUACAAUCAUUACUGCAGGGGUGAGGUGGUCACAGCUGAGGAGGGGCUUACUGUGCUCCGACUGACCAGACAUAUUUCGUUUUUUAUUUUUCAAGCUUGUCAAGAAGGUACAAAAUGGCUCCUGGACAGUUAGAUUCUACUCUCUUGAGAGUGAUAACCAGAUAUUCACUCACAUCUGUCCACUCACUGGUACUCUUCACCAGUGGGCCUCUGCAGCCUUGAAGUACAGCCAUGACUCCAAAGUCACAGCAGGGCUCAGAGAGCCCCCCUUCCCCCUGCUCUGUUUUCUGUCCCUUCCAUCAGGAUUGUGAAACCAGGGUCGUCUCUGAAACCUGGGGACUUGGGCAAGCAUGUUCACUUCUUGCCAUCUGUACCAACCAGUGGCUUUGUGAUGUCAGUUGACUUCCCAGGCACAGCAGACCCUGGUGCCUUUGGGGGGAGAGGGUUGGGAGGGGGAGAAGGACAGUGGUACUGUCCACGGUGAUGACAUUUUAAGCAAGAAAGGUUUAUGUGUGUGCAAAUGUGACUCUUACUGGAAGCCACCCUUGUCAGGGCUAGCCCAGAAUUCAAAGUAAACAUGAAAGUCUCUGUUUAUCCAUCUGCAUAUCCACUGAGCACUAUACACAGAAUGAACCCCAAGGUUCGCAACAGAAAGUACUCAAGUCUACAAAGGGUUAAAGCCUGCACUUGGUCCAGCAUCCUGGACUAUGACAACUGCCUAUGUCCAUCCAUUCUGCCAUUGACAAAUACUCUUGAUAAGCAGGAAUAUAAGAGGCACCUAUCCUUAUACAAGGUGGUAUCUUAUGUCCAUAUCAUGUUUCAAAAUUGGGUUGUCAUAGGGGCCUAUUAUCAGGGAAAUACCUUCAGUGUUGGGCAUCAUAAAGGCAGGGUGGGCUCUGCCAGCACCUUGGAAGAAUAUGCCUUCUGCCAGGACUGAAAUGGAAGCAUGGACCGUAGAAUUUGGAGUCCUGCUUAGCCAUAGAGAGCAAGGGCUUGGGUGCUAACCUCUUCAGAAUAGUCCAUUCUGCACACAUCCUUGAUACAGCUAUGAAAAUAUCCAGGUAGAAGGAUAGAUGGACAGGAGGCAUGUCCAAAUGGGUGGCUUACAGGCAGGCAUAUCAACAUAUGGGCAGUUCAAAACAUCAGAGGUUCCACCUCUAUCAAACAGGUUGAUUGUUGGAGCCCCUGAUGAGUGCCUGGAAUAUUGGGGUGGCUGACAAAGCACCAUUCAGGAUGAGAUGAACAAGGGGCUAGACUGCAGAGCAAAGGUGAAUAACCUGAAACUGCAUGACCAUGCCUACAUGCAAGGUAUCCUCAAGUUGACCCUACCCUUGAGAAAACCAUGAGCAGGGCCUGUGCAGCAAAAACCAGACCACAAAACCUGCAACCUGUUGGAACACACUACUUCUCAGGGCAACAGUGUCAACAUAGAAAUGAAGCUGCUAUGAAAAGCCUGUGAACUCUAAGAUGGACAUAGUGACCAUGUCUUCCUCAACCACAUGAAACUCAGACUUCUUCUCUCAGUAUUCUUCUUCACCAUAGCUUUAUCCAAUGACUGAGGUUAGGAUUAUACCUGGAGAGGUGUUCAUCUACACUCUACAGUGAGAGGUAAUUCUGUAUCCCAGGUGAUCCUGAGAGUACAAGUUCAGACAAAUCAACUUACUGUAUGGGAAGCAGCCCCUCUUACAUAUGGGUGGAGCUGGAACUCAUUGUGAAAGACACCCCCAUUGUGACUAGGGAGUGAGUCUGUAAAUUUGUGGAUAGCAGUUCUGACUGGGCUACAGAAGUCUCUGUUGUCAGAAAAAUGAGUUCCCUUUUGGUUCUUGGUCUCAUUAAUAAAAUAAUUAAAAAUGGACU
This is a messenger RNA of Mus pahari (shrew mouse), 4294 nucleotides long. RefSeq names its product solute carrier family 6 member 18 (gene Slc6a18). The transcript has 12 exons. Gene Ontology annotation, cellular component: plasma membrane. The record is from RefSeq and is a predicted model, not a curated record. Gene Ontology annotation, biological process: sodium ion transmembrane transport. The coding region runs from base 93 to 1928 and encodes 611 amino acids. Lineage: Eukaryota; Metazoa; Chordata; Mammalia; Rodentia; Muridae.